UGAACAAUGAAUCAAACUUUCCCUUUCUUUCUUUUAUUAUCAAUAGUCUAGAACCAAUUAGUUCUCGACUAUGGAGAUUUAUAUUUCAAUUUGGUAAAGUUGGACACCCACAAUAUCAAGUGAUGCAGUCUCUAAAUCUCAAGUUUCAGUAUAAAUUCACAGCAGAGUCAUGCCAGUAAUUCCAUGCCCUUGAAUCUUGAUCAACUAACUAGCAUAAAUAUUAGAGAUUAAAAUUAUCCAAAACAUACAAAUUUCACUAAAUGGCUUCAAAAGGAAUUGAGACCGGCCUGACUCUAGCCGUGGUGCUCAUGCUCAUGCAAUGGAACGGAGUCAGAGCACAAUCAGGCUGCACAACUGCACUAGUGAGCUUGUCCCCGUGUCUAAAUUAUGUUACUGGAAACACAACAACGCCAUCAUCGUCGUGUUGCUCUCAGCUAUCAAGGGUCGUGGCAUCACAGCCAAGGUGUCUUUGCUCCGUGCUAAAUGGUGGUGACUCCUCUUUUGGUGUUUCUAUUAACCAAACUCUUGCUGUUGCACUUCCUAGUGCAUGCAAUGUGCAAACUCCUCCCGUUAGCCGCUGCAAUGCUGGAGCAAAUGGACCAGCAGCUGAUAGUCCUCCAGCGGACUCUUCUAAAGAAUCACCAGAUGGGAAAUCUGAACCAGACAUUCCUUCAGGUACAGGGUCGAAGACUACUGGUGGGAAUACAUCUAGUGGAAGCGCUGUGGAACUGCCGUUUCAUAUCGCAGCUACUUCGAUUUUCAUUGUUGCAUUCGGUGCUUUUGCAUCAACUUUCCUCUAGAUUCAUAAAUUGUUUGGGAGUUUUGAACAUUCUAUGUUGUUUUCCACGUGUGAUGAUUUUUGAUUUUGUCCUAUUUGCCCAAAUUAAAGUUGUAGUACCAGCGUGCCAUGUAUAAGUGCAUGCCUUGUAUUGUGUCUACACUUACUAUGAGUUAUUCAUUGAAGUCUUGGGUAGUCAAUAUAUUCUAGCUCAUUGUCAUACUCUAAAUGCUCAUUUUCGGUCUAUUUA
Molecule: messenger RNA, 1028 nt
Organism: Nicotiana tabacum (common tobacco)
Lineage: Eukaryota; Viridiplantae; Streptophyta; Magnoliopsida; Solanales; Solanaceae
Product: non-specific lipid transfer protein GPI-anchored 5-like
Biological process (GO): lipid transport
Molecular function (GO): lipid binding
Source: RefSeq, a predicted model, not a curated record